GCUGUUUUUUUUCUCCUUUUGCGUACCGGCGCCUUCACAACCACCACCUGAAGAAAACGUGAAGGAGAACGACGGAAGACGAGUACGUCGCUGUCCUUCUACGUGUCGUGUGGGCGACGCAGAUAUAUCUAACAGAAGAAGUUAGCGGAGGACGAACUUUUCUUUCUUUGCUCUCUUAGGAUUUUGUUAAGUUAACUUCACCACCGUCUCCUUGUAUAUAAUUUUAUGACUGAUUCUCUUCCUUCUCUCCUCUUUUCUUUUAGCAUUAUUUCGUUGUGACCUUUAAAAAGAAAGCCUAAAUGGGUUAUUAGUUAUCCUCGCAUUUAGCGUUACCAUUAUAUCUUGCUUUUUACUUGGCUGCAUCACCCAAAAACACACACACACACACUUAUUUUCUUCCACCACCUUUUUAAAACUCUGUGUGUCGUUACUGGUGACUUCUUUCGCUCUCGCGGCCCGAACUGCACGUCGUCAGCGCUUUGAUCAACGCGCGUGCUGCGGAAGCUUUAAUUCUCGUUCCAAUUCAUUUUCUCAGCGUUCUUUCCUCCAAUUUGUGUCUGCAGCAAACGGCCUCCUUUGUGUUUCGUGCAUCGCAACCCUCUUGUCGUCGUCGCCGUGGCCGUCUUGUUUUAUCUCGUUCGAUAUCUUUAGGGCUUCAGUGCCUGAAGUCGGUGGCCUGAAAUACAUUUCUUUUUCUCCCGUUUCCUUUUUUUUCUUUCAAUGAAUCAACACUGCUUUGCCAAACGAUUUCUACUGUUUUGUAUUGUUGCAUCUCCGUUCGUAUUCCGUCUUCCUCCCCGACUGUCAUUCACUUCUAUCGUACACGAAGGUUUGCGGGAGAGUUGAGGCGCAACAACGUAGUAGAGGGUGUCAAGCGUGUGUGUCGGAGCAGUCGUUGCGGGCUUGCGUUGAGGACCUUCCUUCAGCGCAAAGCAAAUACUAUUCUCUACUUAAAAAGAGAGGCAGUAGUACCCUCAACGUUUCAAUACUCCUCUGAAGACGCCGUCCUGCCCCUCCUUUUUUCUCUCUUUCUCUCUUUCUUUGUACAAAGCGUAUUUAGCACUUUCACUAUUUUACCCGGGCUUGAGAGGCGCGUGUACUUUCCCUCACAUACCUCACGCACCUCUCAUUAUCUUUAAAAAAGCAUAUUUCUUCUCUUUCUGUUCCUCUUGCUUAGUCGGUGCACUUUUUGUUUUUGGCCGGUGACCUUGUACAGCAUCACUGCAUCAAACUAUUUGGUUGCCUUCGUUCUUCUUUUUCCUUUUCUUUUGCUCUGCAUCUUCGUUGUUUGCUGCUGCAUGAAUCGUGUGAUCGUGCAGUGCUCGCUCCCUCCUAAUUGCUGCUUCAAGACGACUACCGCUAACGUUGCUCUUCCCCUCCUUUCUCCCGGCUGUGUAGCACCGUCGUCAGCACUGCAUACUAUCUUUUCUUUUCUUGACCGAAGUGAAGCGUACAGCAGUCACCGGGUGCUAAGUGACAGCUUCCGAAAGAAAGAAAAAGAAUCAUUUUUGUUUUGUUCUUUAAGAAAAGAUAAAAGAACCCAGACAAGCACGCACAUCGCGCUUCCUCGUGUCGUCAUUUUUAGUAAAUAGAGACAACCGGAGGAGGUGGGGUGUGAAGCACGUUUGUCGAUCACCACGAGUGUGCGUGUUAGUGUGCUUUGUACUCGUACGGUGUGUGCCCGUGAAGACGCCAACGAGUCGGCGUCGUGACCCCCUUUUUCUUUUGUGGCCGUUUACAAAUUAGCCUCUUUUCUUUUCUUUCCUUUCUCUUUGUUGUUGUUGCUGUGUCCUACGUCGUCUAUUAAUCUUGAAGAAAACCCUCUUUUUUUUUGGCGGCUUCCGUGUUGUUUGUGCAGCUUCCUAAGAAUAAUAAAACGGUAUAUAUAUACAUACAUAAAUAAAGGAACACGUGGCAACUCCGCAGGUGCGUUUGCCGCUGCCGAAAACUGCUUUGCCUUUGUUUUUGUGUUUAUGUUUGUUUUGUUGGAGGACGGAAAAAUACUUUGGAUUACCUUGCUUUGCCUUUUUUUCUCCUUUGUACAUGGCAUUCUGCACGUAUAGCGGCUGUUGCUUCUUCUUUUGGAUUUCCUAGCUUGAGGGCGUGGUAUUCAACUUUUAAGGUGCCCUGUACUAUCUGGGAAGCUCCGUGUGCUUGAAAAAGGCGAGCAGCGACCUUUUCUUGUUGUUGCUGUUCCGUCGCGCCCAAAGAGUUUGUUUAUUCAUCUACGUGUAUCCGUACAUACAUUCAUUUGUAUACCCUGCGCCAUAUUGGGUGGAGGUGUGUUUCUAGCUUGUACGUUGUGGCGUGCUUCCUUUCGUUCUCAAUUCCCUCGUUGACGCGUGCGCUGACGCUUUCAGAGUUCCAAAGCUAAUUUGUCGGUUCUUUUUUCUGUUGUUUCGUACAGCGAUAUUCGGUACAGAACGGAGAAACUUUUGUUAUUGUUGUUGGAUAAUCGAAAACGAAGAGCCGCAAUUACGCGCGGUUGCUGCUGAUCGGAUUGAGCCGAGAGAGAGACGCACACACACACACACACACACAGAGAAAGAAUGGGCUGCAAUGAGUCAAAAGAACGCCUGCCGCAGCAGACGCACACCGGCGCAUCAGACCCGUCGGGGAACGACGGAGCCGCGCCGCAUAAAUUGUCGGAUAAUGCAAGUAACGCGGCCGUGAUGGCCUCACCGGGCAGCGCAGAUGAGGGCGAUGUGCUAGCGCGACAGACCAGCUCCGCCUUGCCUUGUGCGGCCACGCCGGUGCGCAGCCAUGGGUCGUCGCCUUGCCGAGACGUUCCUUCGCCAUACCGCCACGACGUGGCGAAAAGAAACAUUAAUCUUAAAGGGCACGUCACUGACGACCGUGAAGGCGGAACCGCUGGAGGACGAGCCACCGACACAGCGUCUCUGGCGUCGCAUGAAGUGCGUGUGGUGGAUCUUGAUGCGGCUGCGCUGACAAGCUCUACUACGCCGCCCCACAGCACCGGUCGUACAGACUCACUAAAUGUAGCGCACACCGACCGCAGGCAUUCACCGCAGUCGCCCGUCUCCUGCCUCUCCAACACCCCCACAAGGACGUCACCGCAUCCAGCUGUUGCACCGGCCUCUCCGGUGCCAAAGCGGGGCCCCCCGCUGCUGCUGCUGCUAACGCCGCCGUCGCUUUCUCUCAGCACCUCGGAUGAAUCGGUUAGUGUGACGGUAGCCGGCGGCGCCUCUCCUCACUUCGGUGCUGCUGAUGUGGCUGUUGAUGGUUCUCUCCGCCCUCGCGAGAGAAGCGGUCUGGCCGACCGCGACAGAUCCGGCAAUCGCGGUAAUGGCGGCGAGUUGGCGGGAGGGGAGAUGGGUGGCACCGCCGCCGCCACCACAGGUGCAGCAGCAACAGCAACUUUGAUGGACUCCGCCUCCUUCCUGCGCACCUUCCCCUCUACACAACCGCCCUCCGCACACGUCAGUCGUUCUCCCUCAACGCAACCGGCGAGAACGGGGUUCGUGCUGGUUCCCACCUCGCCCAGCGAUCCGGCGGCGGCAGCGUCGUUGUCUUCUUCUGCGAUGCAGCGGCAGCUUCUUCGGACUCAAAGCCCCAUCCGCUCCCCCAUUGACGUCUGUGCGGAACCAAUCGAUGUGCGGUCGCCGGCGACUUCGUCGGCCUCGCCUCGCCUGCCCACAACCGCGGCAGCGGGCAGCUCCCCGCGGUGCCACGGACAGCCCGUCGUCGCCCUCCUCAUUACCACUUCUAUUGACUACGACACCACCGCGGACGGCUGCUCGAGCACGCCGACGCAGCCUCUCUUCGCGGGUUCUGAACACAACGGCGACGGGAAAGAAGGGACGCUGCCGUAUCGGGGCUCCGUGACGCAGCGACGCAGCGCCAGCAAUUCCACCGCCUCCCCGCACCCCCGCACGCCGGUGUCGCUCGUCUCGCCGACCCGGCCGCGCAACAGCACGGUCACCGCCUUGUCGUCCGCAGCGGUGGCCGCGGACUGCAACGACGCCCCCUACGACCUUCCUCUGCCGGACGGUGAGGGGUGCUGUGCGACGCUACCCCCAUCCUCCGGCGGCAACAGCGCAACUACCCGGGGAUCAUCCACUGGAAAGGCGGCGGCGGCAGCGGCGAACAACACCGGUGGUGGUGUCAGUGUAGGCCGUGUCUCGUCCCCGCGGUGGCUGCACAGGAGCCCCAGUCUCCGCUCCCCUGCCGCACCGUCCAUGACCUUAACAGACAGGGAAAGCUUCCGCAGCAGCCACGUCAACGCCGUGUCGCCCAACGCGACGCCGGCUCUCACCUCGCCCUUUACAACGCACCUGCAGAACCACAACAACCUUCCACAUAGUCUUGGCCUCGCCAAUGGGAGUGGGAACUGGUGGCUGAGCGGUAGCGGCAUGGAGAACAGCGGGAGCUUCGCCGGCACCCCACCCACCAACUCGGAACUCGUACGCCAGAUCAACAAACCCACCACGCACAUCAAGUCCAUCCUACGCAAGGGCCCCAGCUCUUCCGCCAUCGCUGCUACCACCCACCCCGGCGGGGCCACCAUCACCACCGACGGUGAUGCAGCGACGACGACGACCACGCUGGGCGCCAGCGGUGUCCACUCCCGCGUGCUCUCCCCCUCGCUGACGCACCUGAACGGCAGCGCGUACUCGCCGCAGGUGGUGAUGCACGACGGCGUCUCCUCACUGCCCGAGAUGGCCCUUCGCACCGACUUCAUCACCACCCGGCCCUCGAGCAGCGACGUGGAUGUGGCGUCUCUGCCCACCGCGCACUUGCCUGUCCCAUCACCGCCGCCACCGCUGCCGGCAGGUCACAUCCACCCCCACUCGACUACUUCGUCCAAUGGUGCACCGCCGCGUCACUCCGGAGAGAUCGCGUUGGACGCCAGCAUCGGAAACGGCACGAAUGCAGGAGUUGCCGCGGCGGAAGGAAUGGCGGAGGACGGGCACCACCACCACCCCAACAACGAUCAACACAAUCAUCCUCAUUCUACUCCAGCGAGCGCUGAGAAGGGCAGGCAUGGACGGGGAGGUGGCGUGGGCGGCCGACUGUCCCCGUUGUCGCGUCCGGCGUCGCUGUCGUUGUGGCUCACACCGUGCUCGUCACCCCUACCCCAGCAGGACCGCCGUGGACAGUCAGGGAGCCCUCACAGCACCAGCCUGAAGACGACGAGUGUGACGCCUGCCGGUUUUGCUGAGGCGAAUGCUGCUGCUGCGCCGCUGCUGAAUGGUUCGCUGCGGGCGGCAUCGGAGUGCGCAGCCGCGGGAGGCGGCCUCACCUCGGAUGAGCCGCCGCCGGAUAUCGUGCUCGUUGCACAGCCAAAGCGUGUGCACCUCGCGGUGUAG
Molecule: messenger RNA, 5330 nt
Organism: Leptomonas pyrrhocoris
Lineage: Eukaryota; Euglenozoa; Kinetoplastea; Trypanosomatida; Trypanosomatidae
Exons: 1
Coding region: 2550-5330 (926 amino acids)
Source: RefSeq, a predicted model, not a curated record